UAUAUAUAUAUAUAUAUCUCGGAAAUUCUUGUGAUUAGAAGAGUAGAGGAUAAACUUAACCUCAAAUUCAGGAUCUAGUGUAAAUAAUACAGAGAACAGAACUGAAAUAACAGUACAUACAGCGAAAUUGAAUUCUUCUGAGAAAAAUGCGAUCCAGCAUUAUAUUCAUGAAAUGGGCGAGAUCUCCCCAGAAUGAGAAUAAAGUGCCAUUUCAGGAAAUUCUUCCUCUGAGAUUGAGGAAUCGUGUCACUGGAAAAGGCACCAGAACACUUGAGGCUGGAUGUCUUCAGGAAAUCACUCUGGUUCUCUCUUGUCUCGUUAAGAAUAACUACGAAGACAGAAUGUGCACGAAAGAGACGGAAAAUUUUCAGAAUUGUUACAAGACAUACCUGAAGAACAGAAAUUUCUCAAAAGAGCAGGCCCUGACGGGUGUCCUCACGCCUGGAUCUAAAAAUCUCAAGUUUGGACAAAUAAACAAAUUGCUAGCCAUGUUUCCCCAUAAAUAAAUAGUGCAUUUUGUCCAAUUAUAUUAUACUGUACAGAACCUCUUGUAGAGCAAUUUUAAAUAUACCGUGAAGAUUAA
Molecule: messenger RNA, 583 nt
Organism: Fopius arisanus
Lineage: Eukaryota; Metazoa; Arthropoda; Insecta; Hymenoptera; Braconidae
Exons: 3
Coding region: 147-506 (119 amino acids)
Biological process (GO): mitochondrial translation
Cellular component (GO): nucleoplasm; mitochondrial ribosome; mitochondrion
Molecular function (GO): RNA binding
Source: RefSeq, a predicted model, not a curated record